Arabidopsis thaliana (thale cress) is the source of this 589-nucleotide messenger RNA. RefSeq names its product ECA1 gametogenesis family protein (DUF784). Bases 13 to 486 code for a protein of 157 amino acids. Gene Ontology annotation, cellular component: extracellular region. Lineage: Eukaryota; Viridiplantae; Streptophyta; Magnoliopsida; Brassicales; Brassicaceae. The record is from RefSeq and is marked reviewed. The transcript has a single exon.
CUAAAAGUAAAUAUGGCAAAGUCUAUUCUCAUGGCAAUACUUGUAUCUAUAUUAACGUUUAGCAUGGUUUGUCUAAUUUGCUCCCAGAAAAUUCAUCAUUAUUCAAAAGAAAUAUCAGAAGAUGUAGACAUAUCUCCAACUUCAGUAGAAGGGGCUGACUCACCCACAACAGAAUAUGAGAUAAAGCUUGCUCACCGUUUACAUGAAGAUUAUAUUCUGGCUUGUCCUAAAAAGCCGAGUUCCAAAUGUGAUGAUGAGAUUUUCCAGAACAUGUUGGAUGGUACGACACCAGUAACAAACGAAUGUUGUCUUGAUAUACUGAAGACUGGCAAAGACUGUCAUCUUGCAUUGGUUAAAAUUAUAUUCUCCACGGAUGAUUAUAAAAAUAUUGCAUCUAGAGCUAUUCCAAAAAGUAAACAAACAUGGAAUGAUUGUGCUCGUAGAGUGAGCAAAGAGAUUGGUGCUCCGAUCUCUUUCGAACAGUAAACCAAUAAUGUUCUCUCAUGCUGAUGUGUCUAUGCCUUUUUCUAAUUUGAUUGUAACCAUUAUAAAACGUCUACCAUUUUAUUUUUGAUAAUCAAGAAAAUAG